This is a messenger RNA of Tupaia belangeri chinensis (Chinese tree shrew), 3701 nucleotides long. RefSeq names its product myosin light chain kinase 3 (gene MYLK3). Bases 223 to 2679 code for a protein of 818 amino acids. Gene Ontology annotation, cellular component: nucleus. NCBI's taxonomy places the organism in Eukaryota, Metazoa, Chordata, Mammalia, Scandentia, Tupaiidae. Gene Ontology annotation, molecular function: protein serine/threonine kinase activity; ATP binding. The transcript has 13 exons. Gene Ontology annotation, biological process: intracellular signal transduction; protein phosphorylation; positive regulation of apoptotic process. The record is from RefSeq and is a predicted model, not a curated record.
ACAGCCACAGCAGAGUGGGAGAUAAGCAACAGCAAAGGCACAGAGAGAACUGGGCCCUCUGGGCUUCCCACACAACCCAGGUGAAUCGUGGGCUUGGUGCUGCAGGGAGAGACCUUAACUACUAUCAAUGAUGAACUUCCAGAUGCUACUGUCUAAGUGAAAACCAGAGGUCUGUGGCUCUCCACUUUCCUCACCCUCACCCUUUGUCAAGCUUGCAUCAGGAUGUCAGGAGCUUCCAAAGAGGAUUUGGGGCCCCGAGGGCUGCCAGCGUUGGGCAAGACCUCCUUGACCACCAUGGACAAAAAACUUAACAUGCUAAAUGAGAAGGUCGAUCAACUCCUGCAUUUCCAAGAAGAUGUCACAGAGAAGCUGCAGUGCAUGUGCCGAGGCAUGGGCCACCUGGAGCAAGGUCUGCACCGGCUGGAGGCCUCCCGAGUGCUGGGCCCAGCUGGGGUCGACCACACUCCUGCUGAUGCUCAGGCCAGGUGGCCUGAGGUCCUAGAGCUGGUGAGGGCCAUGCGGCAGGACACUACCCAGCAUGGCACCAGACUCGAGGCCCUCUUCAGGAUGGUGGUAGCUGUGGAUAGGGCUAUUUCUUUGGUGGGGACCACGUUCCAGAACUCAAAAGUGGUGGAUUUCAUCAUGCAAGGAACUGUCCCCUGGAGGAAAGGCAGCUUGGCUGAUGGUCCCGAGGAGAACAAAGAGCAAGUGGAAGAGAAGGGAGCCAAACCAAAGCAUGCACUGAGCACCAGAGGUGUGCAAGCCGAGAUCAGGGGGCCUUGGGAAGAGAGCCAGAAGGCUGACCUGUCAGAGGGGACAGUGGAGAGGCUGUCCCCCAUCAGCUCUUCAGGGAUGGGAACUGACCUCCUCAACCAGGCAGAGACCUCACCAGAGCAGGGAGACAGCAUUCCUGGCCCAGGCCAGGUGACCCCUGGUCAUCUGCUGCUGCCCAUGGAGGUGGAAGCCAAAGCUCCUGAGACAUCCAGUGAGAACCCUGGGACUGGGCUGGAAUUGUCUGCUACACAUGACAGGGUCAUUAAGGCCACUGCUAGCCAGAAGGCUACACCAAGUGUAGCACAAGGAACAUCGUCCAGCAAACCCAAUCCUCAGCCCUCCAAGAAGAGCAUGAGGCUGACUUCAGGGCCCAGUCCUCAGCCCCUGGGGCCUCCAGGCCCAGUAACUCAGACCAGAGCAUCUCACAGUGGUGGAGAAACAUCUCCAAGGAUCUCCAUCCACGUGCAGGAGAUGGAUACUCCUGGAGAGCUGCUCGUGACACGAGGGGGCAGCCUCAGCUCCAUGCCCCCUGCUGAGGCUCUAGCAGCUGCCCAUCCAGGUGACCAGGACCCACCUGGGCUCAAAUGCUGCUCCCAAGCAGCAUCAACUGAGUCAGGAGAAGGGGCACUCAAAGAAGUCAGAGAGCUUCCUGCACUGCAGAAGACGAGCAGCGAUGAGGCAGCAAAAGCAGAGAAACAAGGGCCUGGAGCUGAGGCCGAUGUGGGACCAAGUGUGGCCAGAAGGGACAAAGGAAAUGAUACUGCUGGGGCCUCAGGUUUACAGCACCACAAAGACUCAGGAGCAAGGACCCCUGAGCCUGGGAAGGACUGCGCAGCUGGGGGCCUGGGAAGAGCUGAAGUGGAAAGGAGAACGCCCCUGGGUGCCGAGGCUGGUAGCGUGGUUCUGGAUGACAGUCCAGCCCCACCAGCCCCUUUUGAACACCGAGUGGUGAACGUCAAGGAGACCUCGAUCUCGGCAGGUUACACGGUGUGCCAGCACGAGGUCUUGGGCGGGGGCCGAUUUGGCCAGGUCCACAGAUGCACAGAGAAGUCCACCGGCCUUCCACUGGCAGCCAAGAUCAUUAAAGUGAAGAGUGCCAAAGACCGGGAGGAUGUGAAGAAUGAGAUCAACAUUAUGAACCAGCUUGGCCAUGUGAACCUGAUCCAGCUCUAUGAUGCCUUCGAGAGCAGGAACAGUUUUACCCUCGUCAUGGAGUAUGUGGACGGGGGUGAACUUUUUGACAGGAUCACAGAUGAAAAGUACCACCUGACUGAACUGGACGUGGUCUUGUUCACCAAGCAGAUCUGUGAGGGUGUGCAUCACCUCCACCAGCACUACAUCCUACACCUGGACCUCAAGCCAGAGAAUAUACUGUGUGUCAAUCAGACAGGACACCAAAUUAAGAUUAUUGACUUUGGACUGGCCAGAAGGUAUAAGCCUCGGGAAAAGCUGAAGGUGAAUUUUGGCACUCCCGAGUUCUUGGCUCCAGAAGUUGUCAACUAUGAGUUUGUCUCAUUCCCCACGGACAUGUGGAGUGUGGGAGUCAUCACCUAUAUGCUACUCAGUGGUUUGUCCCCAUUUCUAGGGGAAACAGAUGCAGAAACCAUGAAUUUCAUUGUGAACUGUAACUGGGAUUUCGAUGCUGAUACUUUUGAAGGGCUGUCGGAAGAGGCCAAGGACUUUGUUUCCCGGUUGCUGGUCAAAGAGAAGAGCUGCAGAAUGAGUGCCACACAGUGCCUGAAACAUGAAUGGCUGAAUAAUUUGCCUGCCAAAGCUUCAAAAUUCAAAGUUCAUCUUAAAUCCCAGCUAUUGCUGCAGAAAUAUAUGGCUCAGAGAAAAUGGAAGAAACAUUUCUACGUGGUGACUGCUGCCAACAGGUUAAGGAAAUUUCCAACUUGUCCCUAAUCUUCAACUCAGAAUUUGUUGAGGAUAAUGGUGAAGUAAUUACUCAAGAUUUUGAAAUUUGGACUUUUAAUAUUUAUUCCACUGAUUUUGUAAAAAAAAAUGGUUACGACUAUUGCCUGUGAAUGAAAAAUGGCCAUAAAGAACACAUGCUGUAACCUUUUUUUUUUUUUUUUCUGCCUGGUAAGAUCACUAAGUUUGAUAUGUUGUGUUUACUUAUCAAGUAUACCUACUAAUGGUGAUAAGUGUAGGCCUGCUUUAGGUAGGUUGGGAAGCCCCUACUUUUAAAUUUUGAACUCUAAACAUACUCUGAUGAAAAAACUCAGUAGACUAUUACACAAGGAAAUGUUACUCAAGAUUAUCUCUUCCAGUAGAAAGAAUUCCUAGAAUUCUGAUUUGGUCAGGCAUGGGCUGACAUUUUAUUCUACUAUACUGUUCUAGUGUCAAGACGAUAGAUUUAGGACAGUGAUUCUCAAACUUGUUUUAACUUAUGCUCCCUUUUGAGAAUAAUCAACAGCAACAUGGAUCCUUCAUUAUUAUUUGAAAUUUCCAAAUACAUCGAUUGUCCUGGCUAAAUCAUAGCAAUGAUCAUUUUGAAUGUGCUUUAAAAUCUAUACACACCUCCACCCUCUCUCCUAACUCUGGCCUGUCCUGAUCUCCCUUUCUUGGUUAUGAAUUAUGGUUUUGUACGUCAGGAAACUGAAAAUGCAAUAUAUGAAAGAGAGGUAAGAAUGUAAUGAUGUUUAGCUUGCUGAGAGAAACAAAGAAAGGAUACAUCAAGAGACAAUAAAGGAAAACUGUUCUACUUUAAGGAUAUAUAGCACUUUUGAUGUCGUCAUUGUGUAAAUAUACAUUAAAUGUCCACUUUUUAUAACCCUGAAGUACAUGUAGUACAUGAGCAGUAAUGUCAUCCAUUCACUGAUUCAAACACUGUUCUCAAUGUGGUAGGCAACUAAAAAAAUGUAUAAACUUCUCUAUGUGUAUAAACAUUUUACCAACCUAUAAAAGAGUUAAAAGGGGUACUU